AUGGCCUCUCCCAACAAAACUCAGUUUCAUCCAUCCUCUUUUUUCCUCUUGGGGAUCCCAGGCCUAGAAGAUUUGCAUUUCUGGAUUGGCUUCCCCUUUUGUGCUGUCUAUCUGAUUGCAGCUAUGGGAAACAUUACCAUCCUGUUUGUGAUCCAGACUGAACGGAGUCUUCACCAGCCCAUGUUCUAUUUCUUGGCUAUGUUGGCCACCAUUGACCUAGGUUUGUCCACUGCCACAAUCCCCAAGAUGCUAGGCAUCUUCUGGUUUAAACUAAAAGAGAUAAUGUUUGGUGCCUGUGUCACCCAAAUGUAUGUUAUUUACAUGUGCACUGGUCUAGAGUCUGUGGUGCUAACAGUUAUGGCCAUUGACCGCUACGUGGCCAUUUGUAACCCAUUGAGGUACACCAUGAUCCUUACUAAUAAAGUACUGGCUAUCUUGGGAGUCAUCAUUAUAGUAAGGUCUUUGGUCUUUGCCACUCCAUUCAUAUUUCUAAUUCUGAGACUGCCCUUCUGCAAUACUCGAAUUAUUCCCCACACUUACUGUGAGCACAUGGGUAUUGCUCGCUUAAGCUGUGCCAAUAUCAAGGUUAAUAUCUUAUAUGGAAUGGUUGCUUUUUCUGUCGGAUUUGUUGACAUUUGUGUGAUUGUUUUUUCUUAUAUAAAGAUCCUCCAUGCUGUUUUCUACCUUCCUUCUUGGGAUACCCGGUUCAAGGCUCUCAACACUUGUGGCUCUCAUGUCUCUGUUAUUCUAAUCUUCUAUGUCCCAGCCUUUUUCUCUUUUCUGACACAUAGAUUUGGUCAUACUAUCCCUGGUUACAUCCACAUCUUUUUUGCCAAUCUGUAUGUGAUUGUUCCACCUGCCCUCAAUCCUAUCAUCUAUGGAGUGAGAACCAAACAGAUCCGAGAGCGUGUGCUGAAAAUAAUUAAUGCCAAAAGUUUCUAA
This is a messenger RNA of Sarcophilus harrisii (Tasmanian devil), 942 nucleotides long. RefSeq names its product olfactory receptor 52E5-like. Gene Ontology annotation, biological process: G protein-coupled receptor signaling pathway. Gene Ontology annotation, molecular function: G protein-coupled receptor activity; olfactory receptor activity. Gene Ontology annotation, cellular component: membrane. The record is from RefSeq and is a predicted model, not a curated record. The coding region runs from base 1 to 942 and encodes 313 amino acids. The transcript has a single exon. NCBI's taxonomy places the organism in Eukaryota, Metazoa, Chordata, Mammalia, Dasyuromorphia, Dasyuridae.